Ctenocephalides felis (cat flea) is the source of this 3048-nucleotide messenger RNA. RefSeq names its product WD repeat-containing protein 6-like. The transcript has 4 exons. The record is from RefSeq and is a predicted model, not a curated record. The annotation marks the transcript as partial. Gene Ontology annotation, biological process: tRNA methylation. Lineage: Eukaryota; Metazoa; Arthropoda; Insecta; Siphonaptera; Pulicidae. Gene Ontology annotation, molecular function: protein binding. Gene Ontology annotation, cellular component: cytoplasm.
UUUUUAAAAACAUAUGUAACAGCAGUGAAAUUUUAUAAAGACAAUUAUGUCUUGGCAGGAGUUGGUGGAAAUUUGAAUAUCUAUAAGUUAAAUGAUGAUACAGAAAAAAGCCUAACACAUGUGGAAAUAUUUCAAGGGCAAUCUAUACAUGGAAUUGUUAUUAGUGAAAAGAGUGAACUUAUUGUAUACGGGGGCAAAUCGAUUUGCUUGAUUCACUUAAGUGUUUUAAACGACAUUUUAGUGGCUACUAUUAUAAACAAAUAUUCUUUAAAGGAUUGGAUUUUGAAAAUAAAGUUUAUUGAUUAUUAUCUUUUGGCAAUAACUGCACAUAAUAACGCUAGCUUGAUAAAUGCUACAACAGGAGAUGAAGUAAAGUUUUAUACGUCUGAAGAAAAAUGUAUAUUAUAUUCUGCUGAAAUAGUUUGUGAUGAAAAUGCAGAACUAACUAAUAAUUUGAUAUUUGGAGGAACUGUUUUUAGUGAAAUAAUUAUUUGGAAAACGGAAUAUACAAAUAAAUGCAAUCAAAUAUUACAUCGAUUACAAGGACACAAGGGAGUGAUAUUUUCUAUAGCUUAUAGCAAGGAAUUGAAAAAAGUUACCUCAACCUCUGAUGAUCGGUCUUUAAGAAUCUGGAACAUUAAAGAAAAUAAUAAUACAUUAAAUAAUGGAACAUAUUGGGAAAAUGUAACAAUUUCGUUACACAAAACAGCAUUUGGACACAUGGACAGAGUUCGUGCCAGUAUUAUCAUUAAGGACCUUAAUUUAAUCAUUUCUAUUGGAGAAGAUUCUAUGAUUUGUACAUGGGAUUUAAAUGGAAAACUUUUAAAUAAAAAGAAUUCUCAUCAAUGUGGACCUAUAUGGAGUUUAGAUGUAAAUGUGGAAAAACAAUUAAUUGCAACAGGGGGUAGCGAUGGAGGCCUAUUAUUACAUUGUUUAGUACCAAAAGUACCUAACUUACAGCCGCUACCUUUAAAUAAUAACGAUGCAACUUUUCUUAAAAAUAAUUUUACACCAAAGAAAAUUAUAUAUACUUUUAAAUCCACACUUCUAUGUAUCUCAAAUGAAGGGCAUUUAUUAAAAUUUGUGCCAAAAUCAAAUUGUUGGAAUUUGGUGGACCACAUGAGUGAAAUGUUUUCAUAUUCUGUAAUAGAUAGUAAAUUUAAUACUAUAGCAAUUUGUGGUUUGAAUGGAAAUAUAAGAAUUUAUGAAGAAACAAAUUCAGAAAUAAAGCUGUUAGUUAAGAAAACAUUAUUCGAAGAAAGAAUUGUUUUUGUUUCUAUAGCAAACAAUGGCAACAUCAUACUAUGUGCAGAAAUAGGCAUCAUAUCAACCUAUGUUUUAUUAAAUAAUGAUUUAAAAAAAGUGAGUGAAUUUAAAAUUCCUUUAACUAAUGAGCCUUGGUGUACUGCUGCAAAUAUGAUUGAGAAUUAUUUGGUUAUAGGUGAUCGUAAAGGAAAUAUUCAUUUAUAUGAUGAAGAUUAUUUACCUGUACAUACAGCUCUUAAAGUGCACUGUCAUUUAGGUGUAACAGAUAUAAAUAUUUAUAAUAAUACUAUAAUAUCUACAGGGCGAGAUGGAAAAUGUGCAAAAUUUAAAAUUCAUACAAAAGAAUUAGUAAAAUUAUCAUGCACAAGGAUUGACCUGAAAUGGAUUGGUAGAUAUUUUAUUGUAAAUAAUCAAGAAAUGUUAUGUGGAUUUUUAUCAAACAAAUUUAUGAUUUGUACAUUAAACGAAAUCAUUUGGCAAGUUGACUGUGGAGGAGGGCACAGAUCAUGGGAUAUGAACAUAAGUGAUAAUAAUGUAAAUUUGGCUUUCAUCAAAAAUGGUGUUAUAUAUAAAACACAAGUUAUUCUAUCUGAUAUACUAAUAAAACCAUUAGAAGAAAGUUUUGUAAGUAAGGAAAUAAAUGCAUUAUGUUCUUUAUUUUCUAAUAGUUUAUUUAGUAUUUUUAUUAUUGGUGGCGAAGAUACAAUCUUGACAAUAAGUAUAUUUAAUAAAAAUUUAAAUAAAAUUGGAAAAGUUCUAACAAUACAAACACAUUUAUCCAGUAUCAAGGACAUUAAAGUUAUAAAAUGCCACGAGGAACUUCAAAUAUUAUCUUUCUAUGUUAUAUCUUGCGGAGGCAGAGCUCAAAUUUGUAUUUCGAAAGUUGAUAUUGAUAUCUCAAAUGCUAGUGAUCUUGUUGUACAUUCUGAACUUUUAGGGGAGCACAUGUUAAAUAAUUUUGAUUCCGUUAAAAAACAAACUAAUUAUGAACAUUUUCAAGAUAUGAGGUAUAUGAAUCUAUCUGUGAUAUUUAGUGAUAAGAGUAAUGAAUUAACAAAGGAUGGAUUGAACAUAUUGUUAGCAGCAGGCUGUUCUGAUGGAUUUUUAAGAAUAUUUAAUGUUAAACAAAAUAACUCAAAACUUGAUAUAAAUCUGAUAACUUCAAAAAUGACUAGUAAAUGUAUUCUUAGUGUCCAUACUAUUAAAAAAACUGAUCCAGACUGCAUCAUUAUUUUAACAACAGAUACUGAAGGAAAAAUUAAGAUAUGGAGCUUAUUUAAUAAAUGCAAUGAUGUUUCUUCUCAAUGCUUAAGUGACACAUAUAAUUUACAAUCUAUUACAAAUUGGAAAUCACAUGAAAAUGGAAUAAAUAGUUGUGAUAUUAAAAAAUUGGGAGCUGAUACUUAUAUUAUGGCAACAGGUGGUGAUGAUAAUGCAUUAAUAUUAAGAUUAUUCACAAUUUAUGGAGAAAUAAAUUCAUUCAAAGCUGAAAAUAUAACUACUUGGGAGAUAAAAACAGCACAUUGUGCUCAAAUAACAGGCGUUGUAAUUUUUAAUGAAUUCAUCAUUACAACAUCAAUUGAUCAAAGAAUAUCUUUAUUUGAGUGGACUGCUAAUACGAAGGAAGGAAUUCAGUGCAAUUAUUUGUAUCAAAGACUUACUACAGUAGCUGAUAUAAAGGGAAUAUGUAUCAUUAAUAAAUCAAUAAAUUCUUUAUUAAUUUGCAUUUAUGGAAGAGGUGUCAACAUAUUGGAAUUAAAAACAACUAAAGAAAAUAAAUAA